Salvelinus sp. IW2-2015 is the source of this 3566-nucleotide messenger RNA. Its product is annotated as PWWP domain-containing protein 2B. The record is from RefSeq and is a predicted model, not a curated record. NCBI's taxonomy places the organism in Eukaryota, Metazoa, Chordata, Actinopteri, Salmoniformes, Salmonidae. Gene Ontology annotation, cellular component: nucleoplasm; nucleus.
AACAUAUUUUUAUCCUCUGUCUUUGUGUGAUGUCACUAGUGGCAGAACUGUUGUAAUUGACUUGGUGGGGGGUGAUGGCGUCAUUUCGUGCCCUGGUGUACCCUCCCGUGCUCGAAAGUAGAAGGGAGAAGCAUCUUUAGUAGAGGCGAUCGUGGCUCCUUCGGCCGGGAUCGAGUACCGCCAAGCCGGACACCUCACGCCGGAAAAUAUGGAGGCUGUGGCCGAGGAGCUGCGGGCCGGCUCUCGGAUUCCUGUCACUGUUGAUCAAAUAGUUAACGAUACACUAGUAGUGACGCUUACCUAUCAAGAAAGGUGCUACAUGGGGAUAUUACUCGAUUGCAACAAAAAGACUGGGCUUUUCUGCCUACCGGAUAUCACAACAAAGCCAGUGGAAUGCCCUGCAUUGAAACCUGGUUGUGAAAUCCCUGAAGUCCUGAGAGAGGAGCCUGUUACUAAACCUCCCAGCCAGGCUUCACAUCAUAGACCAAAGGAUGAAAACACGCUCCCUGACAGUGACCCACUAGGUGCCCGUCUCCUUGCCCCACUGCCCACACCAGUGCCUGCCGGGCAGGGUCCAUACCCUCCAUAUUUUGAAGGAGCUCCCUUCCCUCAGCCCAUUUGGGUGCGCCACAGCUAUGGUCAAUGGGUACCUCAGCCACCUCCGCGAACCAUUAAAAGGAAGAAGAGGCGGACCCGAGAGCCCGGGCAGAUGACCAUGAGCACCAUCAGACUCCGCCCCCGGCAGGUGUUGUGCGAGAAGUGUAAGAACACACUGAACAGUGACGAGGACAGUAAGGACGGGAUGCCCACAACCAAGGCUUCCAGGAAAGAGAACGCUCCACAGAGCGAUGAAGACUCCAAAGACGGGUCUGUGAAGUUGGCCAGGAAAGAGGAUGCAGAUGCCACCAAGGAUAACAGCAAGAGGCGGGAGAAUGGCCCCACCGGCUAUGACAGCAAGCGGCUCCGGAAGGACAAGAGGGAUGAUGAACCAAAGUUCCCUGCAGUGGACAUCAUUCCCCACAGCCCGGUCAUCAAGAUCUCCUACAGCACUCCGCAAGGCAAGGGCGAGGUCAUGAAGAUCCCAGCUCGGGUCCACGGCUCUGUCAAGCCCUUCUGCCCUAAGCAGCUGAUGCAAAACGGCCUAAAAGGCCAGCAGGGCAAGGUGCCAGAGCCCACCACCCUAACCCAGACCCAGGAGCAGCGCCACAUCCUGGACGCCACCAGGACGGGCCUGACCGUGUCCAUUCCCAAACUCAAGCUCCCCAGGCCCCCAACGGCUGGCCUGGACUUCCCCUCCCCCAAGAUCCGAGUGAGGACCCUGGGGGACGGAGAGGACAGCCUGACGGUCUACGAUGCGGAGCUGGUAGAGAGGCAGAGCAGAAAGAGCCUCAGGGUCCCGGUCCCUCGUCCCUUGCCCCACUCGGAGGACUCUGGGGAGAAGACACCCAUGGAGCUGUGGUCGGGGAGCUCUGGAGAGGAGGCAGACCGAGGCCAAAGUGACCUUGCGCUGCUCAUCAACCUUCGCAAGAGGAAAGCGGACUCCUCCAGCCUGUCCGUGUGCAGCACAGACAGUCUAGACGAAUCCAAAUCCUUCAGCUCAGAUGGCACGUCCCCAGAGCUGUGCGACCUAGCGCCCGGCGAGCACAUCUCCUCCAUGUCCUCCUCGAUCUCACAAGACGACAGCAAGACUGUGCCGCCACUCACCGUGCGCCUGCACACACGUAGCAUGACCAAGUGCGUGACGGAGGAGGGCCACGCUGUGGCCGUGGGAGACGUCGUGUGGGGGAAGAUCCAUGGGUUCCCCUGGUGGCCGGCGAGGGUGCUCAGCAUCAGCGGCAGCCGCAAAGAGGAGUCUAACUGCGAGGCCCAGUGGCCAGAGGCCAAGGUGGCCUGGUUCGGCUCGCCCACUACCUCCCAGCUGUCCGUUGCCAAACUCUCCCCCUUCCGGGAGUUCUUCAGGUCGCGAUUCAACCGCAAGAAGAAAGGGAUGUACCGGCGAGCCAUCGUGGAAGCUGCCAAGGCCGUGGGCCACAUGAGCCCCGAGAUAACCUCUCUACUCACCUCUCACUGCGAAACGUAGAGGCUGAAGACUGAAGAAUGGUCUUCUGUCAGAGGUUGCGGAACUCUGACUCUUGAGUCGUCUAUCCCCAGGAGAGAGAGGGAGCGUAUGCAGUUUCCACGGUCACUAUUUAUACAGCAUUUCCCCCCCCCCCCCACAUGGCUGGAGGAAAAUGGCCGCUCAGGUGGAGUGUUGUUGACUGGAUAAGGGAGCAAGAAAGGGCAAUUUUGAGGCAUCUCAUGGACUACGCGGAACAAUUCCUCAAUUUUGUAUUUUUUUUAUUUUUUAGAUGUAACCAUAUUUCAAUAGAACUGAAUAGCAACACACUACAAAUCAGAAUGUAUUUAUUAUCUGUAACCAUUUAUUAUCCAUAACGAUUUAAGUUGACCGUUCUACAAUCCCAUAAGAUCUCCAUACUGCUGCUUUUGUGAGCGUUCCUCUCGACCGAUUGGUCGUGAAGCGGUUCAACGACAACCAGUCAGAGGACCUUGUCAGGUCCGUUCAGUCCCAGUGCCAUCCUCAUUGGAAGCCCAGCAACUCUUUUCGAAUAGACCAGGAAGCAUAUUCGCAACAUUUCUGGUGAAAAGUCUUACUCUAAGUUCUUUACUUUCCAAAUAUGAAAAUGUGAAACUGUUCCAUCCAGAGAUAGUACCGUAGUUUAUUCUAUCAUACAGUGUUUCAUCCUUGUAGCCUUCUUCAGCAUUGCUAGUUGGAUAUGUCGAUGUAACGUUAUUUAUACGUUUUUUUUUCUUCUCAAACGUUUCUCUCUUCCGUUUCAUUUUGGUUUGAAUACUUCAGAAGUGUGGUAUCUAUGGGUUAUUUGUGAGAGAUCCCAGAGUUAAUUUUGACGCACUUUUAAUUAUUUGUGUCAUGUAAAGAAAAGCACUUUAUCUGUACCUUUUGUGGCCUGCUGUGAGCUCAUUGUCCGGACACUAACUGGAGUGACAGGCAGCGGGAGUUCAAAUGUCCCACGUUGACUAUCCAUGGCCUUGGAGAUGUACUUUUUUUUUUAGUUUUGGGAUGCCAGAGAUUGAUCCUUUCAGGGGUGGUUGUGUACACUGUAUUCUUACAUUUUUGUGUCCGGUGUGUCUUUGUACAUUCUCUCAACCAACCCCAGUUCUAUCCCCAUCAAAUGUUUCCACUGGAGAGAGUGGACAAAAGUGUCAAACACUAUGCAUCAAUUAAAGCUUUAUAGUCACUCAGAAAUGCUGUAAGAAUACUGUGAGUUCAACUCUUUGAGUGUGCGCGUGACGGUGUGGGGAGAUAGGUGGCUGCUCACUACUGGCUACAUGUCUGGAGAUGGAGGGACUGCAGGAUCGACCUUUAUUGAUCUUAGUUGAAAGCAGCACUUUUGGAAUGUAGGGGGAAGGAAGUGGAGUCAGGACAUAUACUACAUGGCCAAAAGUAAUGGGGACAUUCUUGGAAUUGGUGUAUUCGGCUAUUUCAGCCACACCCGUUGCUGACGGGUGUAUAAAAUCGAGCACACCGCCAUGCAAUCUCCAUAGAC